Molecule: messenger RNA, 2789 nt
Organism: Anneissia japonica
Lineage: Eukaryota; Metazoa; Echinodermata; Crinoidea; Comatulida; Comatulidae
Product: atypical kinase COQ8B, mitochondrial-like
Exons: 15
Coding region: 142-2046 (634 amino acids)
Biological process (GO): ubiquinone biosynthetic process
Cellular component (GO): extrinsic component of mitochondrial inner membrane
Molecular function (GO): kinase activity
Source: RefSeq, a predicted model, not a curated record
GGCCUGGAAUGAAUCAGGAGGUCUGAUUGAAUAGGCGAAGUUUGUUUUUUUCAAGUUUAAGGCCUAUGCCUAGCUAGGUACACAUGUGAGUGAAGUAUAAAUACGUACAUUAACUACACUGCCUAGAAAAAGGAUUUAAAGAUGGCUCAAAGUCGCUUAGCUGAUAUUGGCAAGAUAACCAAAGGGUUUGGCCUGGUUGCAAAAGCAUUUUUUGAAAUGGGAGGAAAGGAAGUAGAGAGACGGUUAAACAAUUCCAGUCUCAAGCCAGUCGUAUCUACUGUCCAGUCUAAAUUUGAAGACUGCAUGGAAUAUAUUCCAAAAGAAGAAUUUUACCAGAUGGAUUUUACAAGUCAAGAUUUUGAUAUCAUGAAUGCUGAUGAUUGGGAACCAGUUGGAGUAGGAAUCGAUGAGAAUAUCCGGCCAAAAACUUCAAACGAAAACCACACACAAACAUCACGUCGUGCGGAGGUACGCACGCAAAAAACAGGUGAAAAUGAUGUGCACACGCAAACUACACAAACAACACCAGGUAGUAAUGGAUUUCCUCCAAAACGCAGCUAUCAUACAUGGUCAGCUUUUAACACCAAGUUCAUUUUCGUGGCUCAUAGAAAUCGCGUCCGCCAUUGUACUACAGGGUUCGCUGCUGAAGACAUUAAGAAAUUCACAAAAGGUCAACCACCAAGGAAGACUAGGAAUAAACAAGUGUUAAGUGACAGAGCCAAAGAGAGGACAGUUCCUUCCACUAGGCUUGGCAGAGUGCUGAGUUUUGGAGAACUUGCAGCCGGACUGGGAAUUGGGACAAUAGCAGAACUGGCAAGGAGAGGUCUUGGGCUAACUAAUGACAGUGACAAUAAUGGAAGAAGUGCAUUACUGACCACAGCAAAUGCUGAUCGAGUCGUCAGUACACUUUGUAAAGUACGGGGAGCUGCAUUAAAACUAGGUCAGAUGCUGAGUAUCCAAGAUAAUAGUUUGAUCAGUCCAGAGCUGCAGAAUGUAUUUGAGAGGGUGAGGCAAAGUGCAGACUUCAUGCCAGUUAGACAAAUGACAGGUGUACUUAAGAAGGAAUUAGGAGAUGAUUGGCGGUCAAAGGUUGCUUCAUUUGAAGAGAAGCCUUUUGCUGCAGCUUCUAUUGGACAGGUUCAUCUUGCAACACUGCAUGAUGGGAAGGAGGUUGCAAUGAAAAUCCAGUACCCCGGUGUUGCAAAAGGAAUUGAUAGCGAUAUAGAAAACCUUACUGCUAUUCUUAACAUAUGGAAUGUGCUUCCAGAAGGUAUGUAUAUCGAGAAUGCAAUGGAUGUAGCAAGGCGUGAAUUAAGCUGGGAAAUAGAUUACAUAAGGGAAGCCAAAUACUCAGAAUUAUUCAGGAACUUACUGAAAAGUGAUGUCAUCUUCACAGUACCUGCAGUAGUACAUGAAUUGUCUUCCAAAGAGGUACUCACCACAGAACUCAUUGAUGGGAUUCCAUUGGACAAAGCAAUAGAUUUGGACCAGGAAACAAGAAAUAUGAUUAGCCUGAAUAUUUUAAGACUUUGCCUGACGGAAAUAUUUGAAUGGUUUGUGAUGCAGACCGAUCCAAAUUGGUCAAACUUUUUUUAUAACGCUGAUAGCAAGAAGAUUUGGCUUCUUGAUUUUGGGGCUACAAGAGUGUUUGACAAAUCAUUUGUGGACAAGUACAUUAGGAUAAUUCAUGGUGCAAGGACCGGUGAUAGGCAAGCGGUACUUGAGUACUCACAAAGACUUGGAUUUCUAACUGGAUAUGAGUCAAAGGUGAUGGAAGAGGCACACGUUGAAGCUGUGAUGAUUCUUGGUGAGGCUUUCCAAUCAGAUCAACCGUUUAACUUUGCAACACAAGACACAACCAUGCGUAUCCAUUCCCUAAUGUCUCGAAUGCUGCACCAUCGUCUGACGCCACCACCCGAAGAAUCCUAUUCCCUUCACCGUAAAAUGGCCGGCGCAUUCUUACUAUGCACAAAACUUGGUGCCAAUAUUUCGUGUAAACCACUUUUUGAUAAGCAUUGGCAACGGUAUGAAUUUGAUGAUGAAUAGGUGAAGCAUUUCAGAUAUAAUUAAAAUACAGUGAAGCAAUUUAACUAGAUAUUUAAUAUUAAUUUAAAAUUGUUUGCAAUAACAACAUUUCUACAGUUUUUAUCAGUUUACUGUUUAUAUAUAUUAGGAUUAGUGUUCUAACUAUAACAAAUUCUGGAAAAAAGGCUUUACCAGGUAUAUUUUCCUGCGAAAUGCUUCUUCUAAAUGUAUAACUAGUUUCAAUAUCGUAAUGUCACUGCAGCUAAACAAAUGCCACUUUGGUGUGAUGACUGUUUUUUUAUGAAUAGCAUAGCAGUUGGUACUGCGAAUCAAUCAUGGAGACAUUCUUACAAGUUCUUUAAAUACAGAACUGUAGGCCUAAAGCACAGGUGGGGAAAGGUGCGGCCCCUGGGCCACAUGCGGCCCAACAUCAAUUUUAUUGCGGCCCGCCACAACCCUAUGUUUGUGACCCAUCUACCAUCUUUGGCUAUAAAACCCUUGGUUUUUUAUGGCCCAACGCCGAUAAUCUGUAAAAAGUUUUAUUAAUUAAUUAUUCAUUAUUAAGAAGAUUUGUGGUCAAACAAUAGCUUAUUUUCUGUAAAUUGUUGCGAUAUUUAAACAUUGUCAAUUGCUACAGGGUCAAAGACAAUUGGCUAGAAGUGAAAUGGCUUUAUUAUUCAUAAUUCAGGGGAUUUGUAGUAAAACAAUAGCUUGUUUUCUGUAUAUGGUUGUGAUAGUUUCAAAUAAAUAAUUGUGAUACUUAA